Molecule: messenger RNA, 659 nt
Organism: Exserohilum turcica Et28A
Lineage: Eukaryota; Fungi; Ascomycota; Dothideomycetes; Pleosporales; Pleosporaceae
Exons: 2
Coding region: 68-499 (143 amino acids)
Source: RefSeq, a predicted model, not a curated record
CCGACAUAACAUCACCGCCAUCAAUCCAGUGCUCUAUUGCAUGUACACUCACUUGAACUGACAUAAUAUGCUUGUAUUCAACUGCGGAAUCUGUGGUAAAUUCUCGUUCACCCGACGACGACAACGACGAUUGCAACAGCCAACGCAGAUCGAAAUAUUCUCUCGAGACGACCAUAACGUCGAAACAUGGGAUUUAGCUAUACUUACAUGCGAUCCCCGUCUAGAGUACAACAUCAUAUCGCGCCAUCUGGUCAGACAAGUGCUGCAAAUACCAGUGCAUCCGAUCGACGAGAAGAUAGAGCAAUGCAUACACACACACGGCUGCGACGAAAAGAUACUAGGAUACGUCGAUCUUACAUGGUGCUUUGAAAGGAAUAAUAAGCGCAUACAAACCACUCGGUUCUGGGUUACAGCAACGGAGAACCCUUGCUACGAUGCGGUACUUGGACGAAGCGAGGCAGAACAAUGUGGGCUGAUCAAAGCAAAAAAGCAUUGGUAGUCAGUAAGAGCAGGUAAGUGUUGGCUCGUCCAGAGCACAGCACAACUUCUCCCAGACCCCCUCCUUUAUUGGAUUAGUGAAGCUCAGAAUGCUUUUUGCGUUCCACCUGGAACCGGUUAACAGAUCUUUUGUUUUUCAUCCUAAUUUGAAAUUUGCAAAA